AUGGCAGUCGGACGAGAGGUCCCUGUGGGGGUGUCGCCAUGGACCCACAACGUGAAAUGCGGGAUGCUGGUGACGUGUCUCUAUAGCAUGGGCACCGGGCUCUACCAGAUGACCGUGUUGCCCUCUUUCAUCCUGCUGGUGGGCGGCAACAACUUCGACGUGGGCUUCGCAGAAGGCCUGCAGGGCAUGACGAAUCUGAUCAGCGCCCUGCCGGCUGGCUACGUGGCCGACAAGUGGUCCCGCAAAGCCUGCAUCAGGAUUGGAUGCUGCUUCACGCUACUCAGCGCCUCCUGCAUCAUUGUGGCCGUGCUGUUCGCCAAGCCGAACGCUUCGCUGCCCUUUGCCAUGCUCUGCGCUUCGCUGGGGCUGCAGGGCAUCUCCGAUGGCAUCAUCAACGGGCCCUUGGUGGCGCUUAUGGAUGAUUCCUGCCCCACGGGCCGGCGCAGCGAUGUGGAGACAGCCAACUCCAUGGUCUAUGCCCUGUCCGCCUCCGUGGGCCCACUGCUGGGGCUCAUCGUCUUCGUUUUUUCGGGGGACAGCUGGACCCUGGCCUCCAUGCAGCGGGUGAUCGCGCUGGGCAUCGCCAUCACGCUGUCCGCGAUGAUCCCCGCCUGCUACAUGGACGACAGGUACUCCCUGGGCGAGGUCAGCGAGGCCGUGCAUCUGCAGCAGCCCUUGACCGGGGGAAGCCCUCAGGAAGGCGAGCGGCGCAAGAAGACCAGUUGUUUCGGCUUGAUCACAGUCCCGCGGGUGCGCUUGGUCAUGUUCUGCAUUGAGAUGAUCCUUACCACUGGCGCGGGCAUGACAGUGAAGUUCUUCCCCGUGUUCUUCAAGGAGGAGGGCCAUAUCCGGCCUGUUGUGCUGCAAGGCGUGUUCGCCUCUCUGCAAUUGCUCACGGGAGUGAACACCUUCGUGAACAACCGCCUCGCCAAGUGCUGUGGCAGGCUGCAGGUGAUCAUUUGCUGCUACGUGGUCGGUAUCUCCUGCACAAGCCUUCUGGGCCUGCUGAAGAGCUACUACACAAUACCAGGAGUCAUGCUGCCCAUCUUUAUGAUGCGGUGCACGAUGCAGUGGAGCUGCGGCGCUCUGAUGGGGUCCAUCAUAGCGGACUACACGCCCAAGGCGUCCCGGGGUCGCUGGAAAGCGCUGGGCUCUGUCACGGCCAUGAGCCUCUCGGAUGGGGAGCUGGCUUGA
Effrenium voratum is the source of this 1194-nucleotide messenger RNA. NCBI's taxonomy places the organism in Eukaryota, Dinophyceae, Suessiales, Symbiodiniaceae. The record is from the annotation of a GenBank genome assembly.